Messenger RNA from Penaeus monodon (black tiger shrimp), 2114 nucleotides. RefSeq lists its product as uncharacterized. The transcript has 2 exons. The record is from RefSeq and is a predicted model, not a curated record. The coding region runs from base 249 to 1523 and encodes 424 amino acids. Lineage: Eukaryota; Metazoa; Arthropoda; Malacostraca; Decapoda; Penaeidae. Gene Ontology annotation, molecular function: DNA-binding transcription factor activity, RNA polymerase II-specific; RNA polymerase II cis-regulatory region sequence-specific DNA binding. Gene Ontology annotation, biological process: regulation of transcription by RNA polymerase II. Gene Ontology annotation, cellular component: nucleus.
UUUCUAGACUACGUGGAUGACUUCUGGAUAUAACUACGUCGAUUCACAUCUUCGUUCUCAUCAAGCCCUACCCUGAAUAUUAUGAAAAAAUCUACAAAUAGUAUAUCGACAUUCACUACGUACUGCUUGUACAAAGGAAUGAUAUCAUUUUUUUUAUUAACUAUUCUUCGUAUUGGCUGAACCAAAAUCAAAGUAUAUAGAAAACAGGCUAAAUCUAAUUCAGAACCUAGCCUUAUAUAUUUCUAAAUAUGUUAACCCAGUUGGAACUCCUCAGUGCGACAGGAGGUCUGUCAGUAGAAGAUGAAAAUAUGUCAGUCUCGCCUUUGGAUGAUCUUGCAGAGUAUGCUAUGAAACAUACGGAUUUUGAAUACUUCGAAACGGGGCUAUCAAAUGACUCGUACUAUGGCAUAUCUCAGAAACAUGAGUCCUUCCCAGCCUCUACCGCCCCAACUACUGUCCUCACGGCGACCGUAUAUGAUCCCGCUAGCUAUGACAAUGCGAUUGUACUAUAUGACCAUUAUAUGGAGCCUCUUGAAGCAGAAAAGAAAACAUUUGUUGAUGAUAUGAAAUCACAUGACUUUGAAAAGACCCUGUGUGACGAAGACGGUCAACCUAUUUUAAAUGAACUUGGGUUUGAAGACGAUGCAUCAAGCAAUGAUUGCUUCUCAGGGAGUGCUUACAGCAUUAGCACUGAAGAUUCUCAAGCCAUUUCCUUUGAUUUUGGAAGUACACCAGACUCUCUCAACCAAGAUGUUAAUAUAACAGAGGCAAAGCAACUGUCCACAGAGAAAAGUUGGGAUGAAGGGAACACAAAAGGCAAGAUUGGCCCUCUGCAGAGACGAGCGCUAGAUGACAUCUUCAGCGUAACAGACAAGCCAUCCAGAGGUCUCGUACUUCAUAUUGCUUCAGAAUUAGGACUACAUCAUCUCACAGUAAAAAAUUUUUUUUCCAAUGCUAGAAGACGCUUGCGGCGUGCAGCAGCCAGACUGAGCGACCCAGAACGCACCAAACGUGAAAAUGAACGCAGAAAAGAAAAACGUCGUUUAGCUGCACUUGCUUCGGCUACCAUGGCUAGUGUAGAAGGCAGGGGAUCAGUCUCCCUUACCAAUACAUCUAAGGCGCCGACGCCCCGGACACCUCCAGCUGAUUCACCGCCCCCGAAAGAAACUGUAGUGUCACCUGAACGUCGAGCUUUGAUGGAGAAACUGGCAGAUAAGGUCCAGAGGAGUGUAGCCCAGAGAACUUUGGCCGCCGACUUGGAACUUCUUCGUGGUGCUUCUUGUCACGGCCACACAAAGCAGUCGCAGAAAAUAUUUUCAGUUCAUCCUCCACAGGAGAUUUUGAUUCCGCCUUCGAGUGACAUACUUUCCCACGCCUCACCAGACAUUUUGGCAGAGUCAGCACGUGAACUACUUGGGCCAUCCGAUGACUUUUUGCCACAACCUUCCCACGCUCUUGACACUGACCCCUCUUCAGCCUCAGCUCUCUUACAUUGCCAGAAUGAACACUGGAGUUUGUUCUGAAUAUUUAAGCACUCCAUCUAUAUGCUUGCAAGUGUUUGUGUGUGUUAGUGUGCGUGGCGAUAGAGUAGCUGGAAGAUACCUGGAUUUCAUAAAAUAUCUCUGAAUCGUCUUCAGGUGGUUUGUCUGUAAGUUAGCUUCACCCGCUACCCCACCCCUGCAUGAUAGUGGUUGGUGAAGCAGGCGAAUUUUCAUAACUGCGAUUACCUGCUCAUUUUAGGAAGGCAAUCGUUUAGUAAUCGAUCGCCCUUUUGGUGCACUGAUGUGUUUCUUGUCGAAAGCCCGUGGAAGGGUGGGGUGAUGCUAUGACGGAUGAAGGCAAAGUGGAAGUGUGUCAAAGGAACUGCGGGUUAAAGGUAUGGUUGGGGCAAUGGCAGGGUGAUGGCGUGGUUGGUAAAUGAAAGACUUAACAGUGAUUAGAAUGGAAGAGGGAUAAUGGUAUGCUGGAGGAAUGGUAGGCUGAUGGGGUAGUAGAGGGAAGGCAGAGAAAUGGAUGAGGGAUGGCUUGGUGAUGGCGAAAGAAAGUAAUAGAAGUCAUCAUUUCAUGAUCACACACACGCACGCACGCAAGCACACACGCACACACGCACACAC